AAAUAGGGACAGGAAACUCCUCUUCUGUUCUCAAUUUCUCAACAAUCUCUCAGCACUCCAGAACAAGAACCUACCCUCCAAAUUAAAUUACCAGAACCCACUGGAAGGAAAAAACCAAAAAAAGUGUAUAAAUAUGAACAUCUGGGACUAGAAAAGAACGCCACAUCACUCUGUUUUUUGCCCUUUUCUUCAUAGUUAUAACCAACAGCAAAUUGCCAACUUUGAAAAAAGGACACGAAUCAAACUUCCACCUUGGCAAUCAAAAAACACAACCGAUUUCUUCCUCAAAGAGUCCAAAUUUAUACAUUUCUUUUUUAGCCAUUAGUCAAAAUGUACACAAAUUGAUCGUAUACAAAUCGGAAAAUACCCGCUUAUUAGUCGUAGCCGUGUGACUUAGAAUGCAAAUGUGAGAAAAGGGAUCGUUUUUGUUCAUCUUCUUCUCCGUCAACUUUUUAUUGCUCUGAGUAAUUUCUUUGUUUUCGGGUUCUUUUCAAAAAUCUUGGAAAAAGAGGAGAGAAGAGAGUUUUGGGGCUCUAGUUUUUGUUUUCUUUUUUCUUUUUGAUUUCUCCUAAGCCUCGGUUUCUUCGCGUGCCCUUUUAGUUUUAGUAUUCAUCAAGGGAAGAUUCUUCUGGCUCUGGCCCUUAUAUAAAGGAUGGCAACUGCUGUGUUUCAGCAAGCCCUUGGGACUCUUCAAUCCCAUGGUUGCUUCGGUAGUUCUGGAUUUCCUCCAGAAAGUUCAAAUAGUUCAUUGAAGUUGAUCUCAAAGGGAUUCAAGGUCGAUGUAGCCUUCAUCAAGAGUGGAAACCACUGCUUUAGGAACAAAAGUUUUAGUGUAAUUCAUGCCUCAACUUCUCAGGCAACAGUUUUUGACCCUGUUUCAGCUCCAUCAAGUAAUACGACAAGUGACUCAAAAAAGAAAUCAAGUGAGGCUGCCUUGAUCCUGAUCAGGCAUGGUGAGUCAAUGUGGAACGAAAAAAACUUGUUUACAGGCUGUGUGGAUGUCCCAUUGACCAAGAAAGGUGUGGAAGAGGCAAUUGAGGCUGGGAAAAGGAUCAGCAACAUUCCUGUCGACGUGAUCUACACAUCUUCUUUGAUUCGUGCCCAGAUGACUGCUAUGUUAGCAAUGACCCAGCACCGCCGUAAGAAGGUUCCGAUCAUUCAGCAUGAUGAGAAUGAUCAGGCACGGGCAUGGAGUCAAAUUUUCAGUGAAGAGACCAAAAAGCAAUGCAUUCCAGUUAUAACAGCUUGGCAAUUAAAUGAAAGAAUGUAUGGUGAACUCCAGGGUCUGAAUAAGCAGGAAACAGCUGAUCGCUAUGGAAAGGAACAAGUUCACGAGUGGCGCCGUAGUUAUGAUAUACCUCCUCCAAAUGGUGAGAGCUUGGAGAUGUGUGCUGAGAGAGCCGUUGCCUAUUUUCAAUCACAGAUUGAACCCCAACUUCGGUCCGGUAAACAUGUAAUGAUUGCUGCUCAUGGAAACUCAUUGAGGUCUAUCAUAAUGUAUCUUGACAAGCUGACUUCCCAAGAGGUUAUAAGUUUGGAACUUUCUACUGGUAUACCCAUGCUUUACAUAUUCAAGGAGGGAAGUUUCAUUCGAAGAGGAAGUCCAGUAGCCCCUACAGAGGCAGGGGUUUAUGCUUAUACCAAGGUUAGCUCUUUGACAGCUUUGGAUCUGCAUAAUCAGCAUCUUUCCCAUAUAUUUUAUUUGAAAGGCUUAAUAUACAUACUCGUUUUGUAUUCAGUUUAAACACAAAAGAUGAAAUAAAAGUACAAAAAGCUGUUUUUUUAGAGGUAAAACGUGAGAACUGGGGAUUUCGCUUAACGUCCUUUGAUAAUACAUUUAGGACAAAACCAAGCAAAAACCAAAUGUUAACCUCAAAACAUUGUCUUCAUCCAUAGAUUCAAGUGAACGCACAAAUCAAUCCACAUGUAUGCAUUAAUUGUAAGUUCUGAGAUAUUAUGUUGAAGGAUAUAUCCUCAGUACACACAGUCUUUGCUUCGAGUAUGGACAUAUCAACCGAAUAGUCAGCAAAGGUGCCCAUCUACGGUUCAGAUAGUCUAUUAAUUGGGAAAGAGAGUGUUCCUGCGGCAUGUGUCUGAGCUAUCCUUUCAAACGUCCGCCUUGUUACUCUCUGUCUUCUAGUGUUUAUGUUGUUGAUUAAACCUUUCCUUCCUGACUUGAACUCUGCAGCGUUUAGCCCAGUACAGGCAGAAGUUAGAUGAGAUGCCUGAAUAAUGGAUCAAAGGUACCAAUCUUUGGUUUUAUUAACCAGAGCUUUUCUAAUUUAUAUUGGAUAUCAUCUCAUGAAUUUUUAUUUAUUAUUAUCAUUUAUUUAUUUAUUUAUUUUACAGGGUUGGCUUUUGUUUGUCAAUACAAGCUUCAUGAUCAGUCGAAACUGCGUGGAUAACUUACAUACAUCUUGCAUGGACGCUGAUAGGCUAGUAGCUACUGUAUUUUUUUGUACCUUCUGUAGUGUUAAUCAGGUUUCCAUACUGUCAUAUGGUUUAGAAGGGUAAUCCAUCUUCUGAUGUUUACUGUGUAAAAGAAAUCAAGGACUCUGAAUUGGUAAUUGGUCUUUUUUGUCUGUGGGCUAUGUGUUAUGCAUGUAGAGAUAUACAAAAAGAAGUUUGAGAGAAUUCAUACAAGUGAAUCUUCUCUUACAAUUGUUUUGAGUUUCCUCUACUUUAGUGACAAAGUUUGAGACCUCGUUUUAUAGGCUCGGAGUGAGUUUUUUUUCAGAGCUCAGGCACCGCAGAAUGUUGGUCUUCAUUUAUGAUUUCACUUCCACCA
Messenger RNA from Oldenlandia corymbosa var. corymbosa, 2788 nucleotides. The record is from the annotation of a GenBank genome assembly. Lineage: Eukaryota; Viridiplantae; Streptophyta; Magnoliopsida; Gentianales; Rubiaceae.